AUGGUGCUCUACCAGCGGAUCGAGAGUCGCAAGCUCCAAUGUCCCGGCUACGAUAAGGGCCUGAGAUGGGAUCAGGGAGUCGCGAGUCGAGGAAAGCUCAAAGGGCAGUCCCAGCCAGUCUCUAAAGCUGUCACUCAAGAGCCUUCAUGCAAGGUAGAGUCGAGACCUACGGGACAAACACUAUUGAGUACCAUUGCUCUGGGCCAUUCUGCAAGCCCAUGCCAGAAUGUGGUAGAUGCUCCCCUUAAAAAGACUCAAUUCGAGGACUACGAAAUUCAUCGGUCCUUCCUGGCUCAAAGCCAGACGUCCAUGCUACGGCAAGAACGAUGGCUUGCCAGUCAACUCGUGUCAAGCAAUAUGUCGUGUCGUCUCCAAAACCACUAUCAAGACCAAGUUGCACCAAAGCUACAGUGGAUUGAUGCUCCUAGUAAUCCAUGGCGGGCCGUUCUGCUCCCUCUAUCUCGGUCUUCGGCAGCUCUACAGUUUGCCAUUUUAAGUUUCUCUGCCACUCACCUGUACGUGACGUCUAUGAUUCGAAGUCAGCAAUCCAACGAUAUGCACGACCUACUUUGCCAUCUGCGCCUCAAAGCUACAGAGAACCUCAACGCACAAAUCAAUCGCCAAUUAGGUCAACGGUACGAGACCACUAAGCCCAAAGCGUCUCCAAUCAUCGAAAUCAUCGCGACUAUGCUGGUGUUGUGUCACAUAGAAAUGCUGAUGCCAGGCUCAAAAGACUGGACCCUGCAUCUACGAGCCUGCCGCGAAGUCUGCGACCAUGAGAGACAUUCCCUACAUCUGUCCAGGGUUGCAGAACCGAUCAUGGACUUCUUUGAAAAGGCACUGGCCGAUCUCGAGGCCUUCGAGAGCCCGUCUUCAUUCAUGCUUGAGUCGGAUGCGUCAAAUUGCGUGCUUACGCAGCCCGCACCCCGGGAUAGAUUUUGGAUCUUCCUGGCUGUGGUGCGAGAAGUUACCUUCACGGAGAGACAGCGCUACACCAAGUCUAUCCAAGGGCGCAUGAAUCCAGAAGUCGAUAUGCGUUUCUGGUUAGAUAAGGUCAACCGAGCCAGAUCCUUGGCUUUCUCACAUCCUUCGUUCACAUUGGACAGUUUGCAGCACUUACGCGGAGUGUUCCGCAUGGUAGCAAACGCCCACUACUAUGCCGGGCUAGUCUACGCAUAUCAAGCCCUUACGCCACCGACUGGAGACACAUAUUUCGUGCGGUCUUCAGUCGACAGCCUGUUCUUCGAACUUCAAUCAAUAGUGGAAGGAGAAAAACGCAACUUUGACCAUGAUCUCUUCUGGCCGUUAUUCAUUGCCGGCACCGAGUCUGGCUCCGACAAGCAUCGUCAAGGCUUGGUCCAGAGAUACUAUCAGCAUCUCAUGGCCUCAACAGGCUUCUGGUGCAACGCCGAGGCCUUGAGUUUCCUGGAAGAGUACUGGGCAGCAGAUAUGAUUCCUUAUGAUAAUUGGAUACGUUAUGCCCGGAGCCGUCGAACGGCAAACGAGUCGUUCCUGGUUUACUAA
Molecule: messenger RNA, 1524 nt
Organism: Cyphellophora europaea CBS 101466
Lineage: Eukaryota; Fungi; Ascomycota; Eurotiomycetes; Chaetothyriales; Cyphellophoraceae
Exons: 2
Coding region: 1-1524 (507 amino acids)
Biological process (GO): positive regulation of transcription by RNA polymerase II
Cellular component (GO): nucleus
Molecular function (GO): transcription cis-regulatory region binding; DNA-binding transcription factor activity
Source: RefSeq, a predicted model, not a curated record